AUGAGCGUUCGUCAAACACUUACUUUAACAAGUAAACAUCAAUUAUGGAUCCUAUCUCAAUUUCCGCGUCUUGCUUCGACAAACUCAUGGUGGUCCAAUGUCGAAAUGGGUCCGCCAGAUGCAAUUCUUGGUGUUACAGAAGCCUUUAAACGGGAUACUAAUCCAAAAAAAAUUAAUUUGGGCGUUGGAGCUUAUCGUACCGACGAGGGCAAACCAUUUGUUCUUGAAAGUGUUAAAAAAGCAGAAACACUAAUUGCUAAUGAAAAUCUCGAUAAAGAAUAUGCACCUAUAUCUGGUGUACUCGACUUUUGUCAAGCAAGUGCAAAAUUAGCUUUUGGUGACAAUUCACGAGUUAUCAAAGAUCAACUAUAUGCUACAGUACAAGGUAUCAGUGGAACAGGUUCACUUCGUAUUGGAGCUACAUUUCUCGCGAAAUUUUUUCCUGGAAAUAAAAUUAUCUAUUUACCAAAUCCAUCAUGGGGUAAUCAUACACCAAUUAUGAAACAUGCUGGGCUCGAUGUUAAAUCAUAUCGAUAUUAUGACCCGAAAACUUGUGGUUUUGACUUUAAUGGCGCAAAAGAAGACAUUGAAAAAAUUCCAGAAAAUUCAAUUAUUCUUUUUCAUGCAUGUGCACACAAUCCAACCGGUGUUGAUCCUCGACCUGAACAAUGGAAAGAACUAUCUGCGAUUGUUAAAAAACGUAAAUUAUUUGUCUUUAUGGAUAUGGCUUAUCAAGGUUUUGCUAGUGGAAAUAUUGAUGAAGAUGCAUUCGCAGUUAGAAAAUUUGUUGAAGAUAAACAUAAUCUUAUUUUAGCACAAUCUUAUGCUAAAAAUAUGGGUCUCUAUGGUGAACGUGUCGGUGCAUUCACUGCUGUUUGUGAAGAUAAAGAUGAAGUCGAACGAGUUAUGUCUCAAAUAAAAAUUUUAAUUCGACCCAUGUAUUCAAAUCCACCCGUACAUGGUGCACGUAUUGCAGCUAAAAUUUUAAACCAAGCAGAUCUUCGUUCAAUUUGGUUGAAAGAAGUUAAAUAUAUGGCUGAUCGUAUUAUAACUAUGCGUCAACAAUUAGUUGAUAAUUUAAAAAACAAUGGUUCAAAAAAGAAUUGGCAACAUAUAACAGAUCAAAUUGGUAUGUUUUGCUUUACUGGUCUUAAUCAACAACAGUCUGAACGAUUAAUCAAAGAUUUUUCCGUUUAUUUAACAAAAGAUGGGCGUAUUUCAAUGGCUGGUGUUACAUCGAAAAAUAAUGCAUAUCUAGCCAAUGCAAUGCAUGAAGUCACUAAAUAA
Rotaria socialis is the source of this 1287-nucleotide messenger RNA. Lineage: Eukaryota; Metazoa; Rotifera; Eurotatoria; Philodinida; Philodinidae. The record is from the annotation of a GenBank genome assembly.